AUGUCAAACACUUGGCUGGUGUCUCUGCUGGAGCUGCUGUUGCUGCCGUUGUUGGGCCAAUGCCAGUACGAGCUAUCACUGAAUGCAUGGGCCAAGAGCGAUGUCCUGGAUGUGUUUGCCACAGCGCCGCGGCUGGCAACGUCCAUUGAUGCGCAUACGAAUCACGAAAACCAUGUCAACAAUAUCACGUUGGCAGCCGCUGAGGAACUGGACCCAUUGGCACCGCCGGCUGCUUCAUUGAGGCCAUUGUCGCAGCGUAAACUCUCGAGGGGGAAACGUUUUGUGGCAUUUCCGUUGGGUUCAUCGGCAUCUGCUGCAGUCUGCCUGACCACAGGCGUCCUCGGUAAUCCCAACUUGUUGUAUCUUAGCAUGGGUCUGAAUUGGGGUGUUGCCUACGAUUUGCCCAAUAUCACAUGGGUGCUACAGAAUGCCCAUGGCUGGAACACAAAGAAGCCAGGCACAGCACUCGCCAAAAUCAAACGCAGGCAUCGACGUGAUCUAUAUGGAAACUUGGAGACAAUGAUAGACAGUACCAACGCUUCCAAUGAUUUAUGGCCGACGCCAACAUUGAUGAAUAUGAUGGAACGUGCAAAGACAACGUCUGCGUCAUUUGCACCGUCCGCCGUCUCGCCGGCGAAGUCCGUUCGCGUACUGAGCCGGCCCAGGCGCUAUCUCAGCUUUCCCGAGGGUUCCUCGUUUACCGUUUCUGUGUGCUUCACUGUGGGCAUCAUUGGCAAUCCCUACUAUGCCCACAAUAGUUUCGGCCUCAAUUGGGGCGUUGCCUAUGAUCUGCCCAACAAUACGUGGAUCCUGGAGAGCCUGCACGGCCUCUCGCGGCGUCCAACAACGGCAGCAGUUUUGCGGCGCCGAACCAGAAGUGCAAUCUAUCAGGAUAUUGAAGCUAUUGUUGAUAACAUGGGUUACAAUGGACGUGAUUGCAUUUUGCGUACUCUCUGCGAAAGUCGUCAGUAUUUCCAGCGUACCAAGAUGAACAUGGUUGGUGAGAUGCUGCGUACAAUCUUCAGUCUGCCCAAGCAGCGUAUUUUUUCGCGAGAGCUACACGAAAAUUCGGAUAUUGUACACUACGAUAAUGCCUAUCGCCAUGCCCACAAUUUUGAUUGUGCCAAGCAAUAUAACUGCCAGUUUUCGCUACUAGAGUUGGCUUUUGGAAAAUACUCGACGCCGCCGAAAAAUUAUUAUGCCCAAUAA
Molecule: messenger RNA, 1209 nt
Organism: Drosophila montana
Lineage: Eukaryota; Metazoa; Arthropoda; Insecta; Diptera; Drosophilidae
Exons: 6
Coding region: 1-1209 (402 amino acids)
Source: RefSeq, a predicted model, not a curated record